GCACUAUAUAGCUGUCAGAGGGAGAGCUGGGCUGCAGAUCGAGUCGCAGCCAUCGCGCACCCUUUUCUUGCAGCUGAGGAAGGAGAAGCGUGCCAAGAUGUGCAAAGGACUCGCCGCGCUACCGCAUACAUGCCUGGAGAGGGCCAAGGAGAUCAAGACCAAGUUGGGCAUACUGCUCCAGAAGCCUGACUCGGCCAUUGACUUCAUCAUCCCCUACCCGGAGAAGCCGGAGAAGCCAGCCAAGGCUGUGAAACCAUCCCCAGAGGAGGUCCUGCAGUGGCGUGACUCACUGGAGAAGCUCCUGCAGAACCCCUAUGGGCUCGCCAGCUUCCGCACCUUCCUGUGCUCCGAGUUCAGUGAGGAGAAUGUUGAGUUCUGGGUGGCCUGUGAGGACUACAAGAAGACCAAGUCCCCUGUGAAGAUGGAAGAGAAGGCCAAGAGGAUCUAUGAGGAGUUCAUCCAGACCGAAGCACCCAAAGAGGUGAACAUUGACCACUUCACCAAGGCUGUGACCAUGAAGAACCUGGUGGAGCCAUCGCCGAGCAGUUUUGAUAUGGCUCAGAAGAGGAUCUUUGCUCUGAUGGAGAAAGAUUCCCUGCCCAGAUUCGUGCGGUCGGAGUUUUAUCAAGAGUUAAUCAAGUAGCAAUGCGGCCAGGCUGCAUGAGGCAGCUCACCACGGGCAGCCCUAUUGCUUCUGUCUCAGCACCUACUCCUAUAGCCACUUUGCUUUCAUGAUGCCACCCUACAAGAGCACUUAGGAAUGCUGCUAAACACCUGCCUCAGUGCUUUGGACUCUCAGAUGUCCCAGUGUCUCCUUUCUUUCCCAUAGAGGACCAGCUCACAGGAUCACCAGGUGAUGCUCCAGGGCCUGACUAGUUCAAAACACUGGCAUUGUUUAGCAACCCUAUGUACCAAGCUCAUAGUUUCCAGUCCGCAGCUGCAUCCCUACUGUCCACAUGCAGCCUGGUGGCAUCUCUGGGGGUGCUGCUGUGAUCGCUUCUCUCUCUGGUUGCUUCUCUGCAGCAGGCAUGCCACAGCGAUACUUCUGCACAAACCCAAACCAGGGGCACAGGUGAGAGGAAGGAGGACUGUCAUGCUGGGGGAGAAAAGAGCUGCUGGGUGAAGCCCGUCAGAGCAAAUUCCAGGGAACAUAAAGCAAGCAAACAGCAAAGCCAAAGAUGUCAUUGGAAAUAUGAACAAUAAAACCCCAUCUUCUUGAACAGAUAACAAACUCUGUUGAGUUUGUGUAGCCUGCCUCUCUCUUCUGUCUCCCUCUCUCUGCCCAGGGCACGUGUUUCUACAAGGCGAUCUCCUAAAAAGACCACCUCUUUUCAAGCAAUCCAAAUCCAGCCCGCUGUCUGCUACCAGAAGAAAUUGCAUCUGACGAUGGGGCAAAGGCACAUGCAAAAAGUAGCUGGGGCCUCAUCCAGCCCCGAACCAGAGAGUCUCUGGAUGUGGAAUGAGCUGAGCCCCAUCCCUGGGGGAUCCCUGCAGCAUCUGUGUGCAAGGAGCAGCAGGCAGGGACUCACUGCCUGCACCCACCUGCACUCAGACUGCUAAACUUUAGGCUAUGAGGCUCCACACAGCCUCUUCAGCAUUUACAGAAUCGGAUCAAACCUCAGUAAACCCAAAUAUUUACAUGCUGUCACUAUGGCAACGAAUAAAAAUACCACAGGAAGUGGGCUGCAUUUUCCAGGCAGGGAGGGGAUACAGGGGAAAGAUGAAGGCGACCAUAAGCAUGAUGUUGGCAGUGGCUUUUUUUUCUCCUCUCAAGCAAGUGGCUGGGAAAGUCGGAGCUGGAGCAGCAGGUGAGGCUGGCAAAUCCUCUGGAGUGGCUCAAGCUGCCCAAAGAUGUGGGAUAACCUCAGCAUGGGUGCAUGGCAGGAGUAGGCAGGAGGCUCAGGAAGUGCCACCAUCAGGAUAUCCCCACCACAACCCGCACGUCUUCAUGAAGAGGUGCUACCAUUUCCAAGUCUGGCAUGUUUAACCUCCCUGUUCACAGCAUAGAAAUGCAAAUCCAACCAGGCUUCUCCAUGGAAAGACCCAGACCUUUAAUUCCCACGAAUGCUUUGGCAGCUAUUUCUAGAUACCCUCACGUGUUUCGCAGUUGAACACUGAUGUUGACGCUCUUGAAGUUUGGAUUCUACUGGAAGCUGAAUGUGCAAAGAAAACCUGGGAUGUCAUUGGCUGCAGCAGCUCUGCGUGGGGCAGAAAAACAGGGCUGGGGUAUGUGAAUGCCCAAAAGAAAGCUGAAGGCCAUGGAGGUGAAACAGACCCAUUGGGAAUCCUACCCCAGCUCGACCUCUACUGAAAAUGUUGGAAACUUGCUUUAGGGGUGAUGUAACAGUUCCAGCAAGGAACAGGGUGGCCAUGAAUUGUGCCCCCAAAGUGUUUUGGAGCUCUUGUGAAGUUGUGUUUGUGUAGAAGGCUCGUUUGGGCAUGCUUACCUGGAAACAUAGCGAUGCUUGCACCGCAUGGCCAGGCUUUCUGCAGACCCAGGAGUGUUUGCUAAGUUAGUAACAACCAUCAUAUCUCUGGUAGCAAAUGCUUCAUGUAUUUUGUCACUCUUGCUUUUACCAAGUUUGGCAUAUAUAUGAGCACUCUUCACAUGACAUUAUACAUCUAUAACGUUGCGUCCAUACUUAAGUAUACACACACACAUAUACAUACUCUUAAUAUUGGCAUCCAGAUCCAAGUCAGUCUGUGAAUCAAAGUGCAGGAUAUGGUGCCUGGGGUCUGAGGGAUAAGUAAAUGGAUUUAGCAUGGUUCCCAACACCACCAAGGGAAACCUCAGCCCCUCACCUGCUGAAAAGAGAGGUGCAUCCUCCCUCACACCCUUAGAGGCCACCCUGUGCCAUUGCUCUGGCACUGUGCACUCCAAGGCCCAUAGGGUGCCUGGGGACCCUCCUCUGCCAUGGGGCAAGGCAACCCCAUGAUGCAGCCUGGGCCCCAGCACCAUCCCAGCAUGGGAUGGCCAUUGGUGCCCAUGGGUGGCUGAGGGUGUCCCAGGGUUCAGCCCAGCCCCUGGCCACUGGUCUGGGCUCCCUGGCUGGGAAUGCAGAGGGCCAUGGCCAACAUCCAAGGUUGGAGCAGGAUGGGCUCCUUACAGGUCCAAGGAGCUGCUUCUCAGUUUGAUGUUCUCCAUGUGGUUUCCAUGCUUGAAGAUGCGGGAUGUUGAUGUACACUGAGGAACUGGUUGCAUUAACCCACAUUCUUGUACCACUCAGUAAUCCACGUAUAAACAUUUAUUUCUGCUACUGUC
Messenger RNA from Tympanuchus pallidicinctus (lesser prairie-chicken), 3262 nucleotides. It is a transcript of the gene RGS5, whose product is annotated as regulator of G protein signaling 5. Lineage: Eukaryota; Metazoa; Chordata; Aves; Galliformes; Phasianidae. The coding region runs from base 98 to 643 and encodes 181 amino acids. The record is from RefSeq and is a predicted model, not a curated record. The transcript has 5 exons.